GACCUGACGUCACGAGUGCUAUAAAACUCCGCAAUUGCUUUAAACUCUUCUUGCUUGGAUCAGAGGCUUUAAAAUCUUUUUUCAUCUUCGAGCUGUAGCUCGGGCUGCUCGUCGGCUUGGCCUCCCCCUCCCCCCUUUGCUCUCUGCCUCGUCUUUCCCCAGGACUUCGCUAUUUUGCUUUUUUUCUUUAAAAAAAAAAAAAAAAAAAAAAAAAGGCAAGAAAGAACUCAACUGCCCCCUCCCUCUCCUCCAGCCGGGCUGCACCUCUGCCUUGCACUUUGCACGGAGGGAGACAGCGCGCGCGCGAGGGAGAGAGAGGAAAGAAAAAUAAUAAUAAAAGAGAGCUGCGCAGAAGAGGAGGCGAGAAGCAUGAAGUGUUAACUCCCCCGUGCCAAGGCCCGCGCCGCCCGGACUGCCGCCCGCCGCGCCUCCAGCCCCGAGCGGCCGCCGCGCGCGCCCCGCCUGCAGCCCGGGCCGGCGAGGCGAGCCCUUCCUUAUGCAAAGCGCGCAGCGGAGCGGCGAGCGGGGGACGCCGCGCACCGGGCCGGGCUCCUCCGGCUUCGCCGCCGCUACCGCCGCCACCGCCGCCGCCGCCACAGCCCGCGGAGGACCUUCCCGAGCCUGAAGUCGCCGGCUCGGCGCGCACGGAGGCGAGCGAGCGAGCGAGGAGGGGCCGGGGCGAGCGAGCGAGCACAUUGGCGUGAGCAGGGGGAGGGAGGGCGGGCGCGGGGGGCGCGGGCAGGGCGGGGGGGUGUGAGCGCGCUCCGAGGUUUCGGGCCAGCCACCGCCGCGCGAGCUAGAAGCGCCCCAGCCCGGCAAGCUGGCUCACCCGCUGGCCACCCAGCACAGCCCGCUGGCCCCUCUCCUGCAGCCCAUCUGGCGGAGCGGCGGCGGCGGCGGCGGCGGCAGGAGAAUGGCAUCAGAACUGGCAAUGAGCAACUCCGACCUGCCCACCAGUCCCUUGGCCAUGGAAUAUGUUAAUGACUUCGAUCUGAUGAAGUUUGAAGUGAAAAAGGAACCGGUGGAGACCGACCGCAUCAUCAGCCAGUGCGGCCGUCUCAUCGCCGGGGGCUCGCUGUCCUCCACCCCCAUGAGCACGCCGUGCAGCUCGGUGCCCCCUUCCCCCAGCUUCUCGGCGCCCAGCCCGGGCUCGGGCAGCGAGCAGAAGGCGCACCUGGAAGACUACUACUGGAUGACCGGCUACCCACAGCAGCUCAACCCCGAGGCGCUGGGCUUCAGUCCCGAGGACGCGGUCGAGGCGCUCAUCAGCAACAGCCACCAGCUCCAGGGCGGCUUUGAUGGCUACGCGCGCGGGGCGCAGCAGCUGGCCGCGGCGGCCGGGGCCGGCGCCGGCGCCUCCCUGGGCGGCAGCGGCGAGGAGAUGGGCCCCGCCGCCGCCGUGGUGUCCGCCGUGAUCGCCGCGGCAGCCGCGCAGAGCGGCGCGGGCCCGCACUACCACCACCACCACCACCACGCCGCCGGCCACCACCACCACCCGACGGCCGGCGCGCCGGGCGCCGCGGGCAGCGCGUCCGCCUCGGCCGGGGGCGCGGGGGGCGCGGGCGGCGGCGGCGGCGGCCCGGCCAGCGCUGGGGGCGGCGGCGGCGGAGGAGGAGGAGGAGGAGGCGGCGGCGGGGGCGCGGCGGGGGCGGGGGGCGCCCUGCACCCGCACCACGCCGGCGGCGGCCUGCACUUCGACGACCGCUUCUCCGACGAGCAGCUGGUGACCAUGUCGGUGCGCGAGCUGAACCGGCAGCUGCGCGGGGUCAGCAAGGAGGAGGUGAUCCGGCUGAAGCAGAAGAGGCGGACCCUGAAAAACCGCGGCUAUGCCCAGUCCUGCCGCUUCAAGAGGGUGCAGCAGAGACACGUCCUGGAGUCGGAGAAGAACCAGCUGCUGCAGCAAGUCGACCACCUCAAGCAGGAGAUCUCCAGGCUGGUGCGCGAGAGGGACGCGUACAAGGAGAAAUACGAGAAGUUGGUGAGCAGCGGCUUCCGAGAAAACGGCUCCAGCAGCGACAACCCGUCCUCUCCCGAGUUUUUCAUAACUGAGCCCACUCGCAAGUUGGAGCCAUCAGUGGGAUACGCCACAUUUUGGAAGCCCCAGCAACGUGUACUUACCAGUGUGUUCACAAAAUGAAAUUUGUGUGAAAGCUGUGCAUUAAAAAAAAAAAAAAAAAAAAAAAAAAAAACCUUUAUUAUUAUGAUGUGCAGUCAUGGAGAACCACCUACCCCUGACUUCUGUUUAGUCUCCUUUUCAAAUAAAAAUUACUGUUAGAGAAGAA
Messenger RNA from Saimiri boliviensis boliviensis (Bolivian squirrel monkey), 2282 nucleotides. It is a transcript of the gene MAF, whose product is annotated as MAF bZIP transcription factor. NCBI's taxonomy places the organism in Eukaryota, Metazoa, Chordata, Mammalia, Primates, Cebidae. Gene Ontology annotation, biological process: regulation of transcription by RNA polymerase II; lens fiber cell differentiation. Gene Ontology annotation, molecular function: DNA-binding transcription factor activity, RNA polymerase II-specific; RNA polymerase II cis-regulatory region sequence-specific DNA binding. The record is from RefSeq and is a predicted model, not a curated record. Gene Ontology annotation, cellular component: nucleus.